AUCCCAUCCCAAGCACCACAUCCCAUCCUGGGUACCACAUCCUCCCCUUCCUGGGUAUUCCAUCCAUCCCAAUAUUACAUUUCCUCUGAGGACGCCGUGUCCCCACCGAUCACCCCGCGCUGAAACCGAAAGCGAAAGAGGAAAGGAGGAAAGGAGGAGUUCAGUAAGUAGCAAGGCCAUGGCCGGCGGCAGAUCGCGGUUUGGAGGCGGCGUGGAACCCCUCGGGGAGCGCUGAGCCCCCAAGCCCGGCCCGGGACCACCGCCCAUGGAUCGGCUGCUGCUGCUCUGCGCUGCUCUCGCCCUAUUGCUGCCCCAUAGCGCCUCCGACAGCGGUAAGCAGAGCGUUGCCGGAGUUCCCGGCUUGCCGCUGGGGGUGUCCGCGUCCCAUUCGUGCUCCCACGGCUGUCCGCGAUUUCCUCGUGGGUAGUGGAGUGGGGAUCCACGCUGCGCGCUGGGGAGGGGGUUCCCCGCAUGGCUGUGCUUCACAUAGGAGCUCCACGUUCCCCUCGUGGGGCCCGUACUGCACCCACGCGUGAACAGGAUGCUCUCGUGGUGUCCAUGGGAUGCCCACAGUGCACCUCAAUUGCCCCCCACCGGGUACCUGCAGCAGUCCCCCAGCAGCAUCCGUGGAAGCUGGGGGUGAUUUUAGGAUCCAAGUGCUGCACCACAGACAGAUAAGGACCCAUAUGAUCCCAGUACUGCACUGUGAGCCCAUAAGGACCCAUAGGAUCUGGAUGCUGCACCAUGAACCCAUACGGAACCUCAGGACAUGCAUCUCAAUGGGAUUUCCCCAAACAGACCCCCAGGAGAUGCAUCUCAAUGAGAUUUUGUGCUGUGUGUUUCCCAUAUGGACCGCCAGGAGAUUCAUCUUAAUGGGAUUUCCCCAUAUGGACCCCCAGCAGUUGCAUCUCAAUGGGAUUUUGCACUGCGUGUUUCCCAUACAGGCCCCCCCAGAUCUUUCCAUGAGAUUUGGAAAGUUUUCGUGGAAGUGCAGGAAAUAAAGCUGGAUGACCUCCAAAAAAUCUCUGGCAUAGCUUUAAUGCUCCUUUUUGAUGCCGAAUCUGCAAUAUGGUGGAAAAUGAGAGUGUUCUGUAGUGCUAGAAAAUGACCUCAGCAGCAAGCCAAGCGCAGACAAGCAUUCCCUGAAGGCAUUGUGCCUUGCCCUGCAAAUGACAUUCCCAGCAGCAGUGAUGCAGCUGGGAUCAUGAUUUGGGGCAGAAAGCACCACUAUGGGCUAACUGUGACUAUGCAUUCCCAUAGGUGGGAUUCUCUGGUGUCUAAUAGCGGUUGUGCAUCCAUCCCCUUAGAGAGGAUUUUCCAUUGUCUAAUUGUGGUUUUAUCUCAUGUGUAAUAGGGACUUCCUGCUGUUGGGAAGGGUGUGGGAUACCCAUGUGACAGCGCCUGGAUGUACCCUUUGGCUUCUCCCAGCUCCUGGCUCAAUGUCCACUGGCCAUCACCAGCGCACAUCAUAGUGCUGUGGUGCUGCUGUCAGUGGGAUGUGGCAUGCCAAUGGGUUGGAGGGCAUCUGGGAGCAGGUGGGAAUGCCAAGAAGUGGCUCCUGUCCCCACCAUGCUUCCAUUCCUGUCCCCACUGCCAUCGUGCUUUCAUCCCUAUUGCGAUUCUGUCCCCAUUGCCAUCAUGUUCCCGUCCCCAUCGCCAGCAUGCUCCUGUCCCUGCCAUUCUCCUGUCCAUGGGCUGGCCAUAACUGCAGCUUCUCCUGGUGGCCAUAACUUCUGCAACUCCUGGUGCUCGAGAGCCCACACAUCACGGAACCGCAGAAUCAUAGAACCGAUAGGGACGCAUGAGGACCACCGAGUCCAAAUCCUGGCUCCACGUAGGACCGCUCAAAAUCCAGGCAGCUCUGACAUUCCCGUUGUCCUCUCCCUUUGUAUUUCCCCCCUCUGUAGCAGUGCGAUGCGGCCGCCCCAAGGACGUGGCCAACGCGUUCAUCGACGCGGGCGACGCGGUGCUGCUCCACACCAGCCUGCGCUACACCUGCAAGCUGGGCUACAAGCGCAAAGCCGGCACCUCCACCCUCAUCCAGUGUGUCCUUGACCAUGGCAAGCCCGUCUGGACGUCCACUGAGCUGCAGUGCAUCCGGGACCCAGCUCUACCUCUGCAAACCCUCAGCCCUGAGCUCCUGACCAUGAGGACAGGAGAUGAGGACAGAGGAACCACCACCACUCCAGCAGCAGCACCUGUGCCAUCACCAGAGACAUCCAUGGCACCGGCAAUGCCCGAACCACCAGAGAUGCCCACACCAGGAGAGGGGACAGCCCUGAGGACAACCCCACUGCCCACCAACCCCGAAGACCACGCUGCAGUUUCCACCCAGACCUUGGCCUCUUCCAUCGGGCUCUCGAUUCUGCUCAUUGUCAGUGUUGCGGGAUUCUGCUACUGGAGGAUGAAAAUGCAUGCGCGGCAGAACUACGUGGUGGCGGUGACGGCCAUCCCCAUGGUGGCUCCUACCACUGCAGCAGAGAAUGAUGAGAUGUUGCCACCCGGUGACAUCCCCACGGGCUGAGCACCCAAUGCUGAGCACCUUGGUGUACCUGCCAGCCCGGCCAGCCAGGAGGAUGCUUGAAGCUGGGUGCUUCCCCAAGUGGCAGCGGCAUGGGGCACAUCCCCAAGUCCCCAGCUGCCCUUCGCAUGGAGCAUCUUCGCUCCGGGGACAUGUAGCUGCUCUUCUCAGCCUUAACAAGUGGAUGAGAUCACUCCGGUGCCUGAAGCUAUUCACCCACGAACCAGCAACCUCUGGAAAGGGCUCCAGCUCCAUCUCCAGUCCAGAGGUCAUCUCCUCGUCCACAACUCAGGGAUCUGCUGGGGGCAAUUUCGGCACCAAUGCCAGCUGCUCGCAGGGACACAUAGGAGUGAUUAGCUACAAACACUACCAGAGCCUGAAGACAAGGACAUGGCAACGAUAUCUGUUGUUAUCCACUCACUUCCCCCCCUUGCUACAGAACAGGCGGUUUUGUACUGAUGUUUUAUAUAUAAAGGGUAUAUAUUAUUAUAUAAAAAUGCACACAGAGUGGCUGAUUCUUUAGUUGAGUGUCUUGCCAGCCACGGCAAUGGGAAGGACAGUGGGGAUGCUGGGACAGACAGGAGCUGGUUUGGAGUGAAAUCCAUCCCAGCAGCAGCCAGGGCUUGCUGAUGGUCUUCUAGGUAGGACUGAACCAGAGGAAAGGAGACGUUCCACGAUUCCUCCUCACUGAUGGGUAUUGUGGAUGCCAAGAAUUUGCAUGGGUAGAAGUUGGCUUUGGACAAUGGAUUCAUGGUUGAAUCCAGAGCUGCAGCUCUGGCAAUCCACUGCAAACUCUAAAUGAGAGCAUCGCUACCCUCUAGAAGCAAAGGGUGAAGGCAAGGUGGCCUUCAUCAUCACCCAUCUGGCUCAGGUGGAAGGCAAAAGGGGCUUCAUCAGCCAGCUGGAAAGCCAACCCAAUGUGUCCCUUCCUCACUUCUCGUCUUUGUGUUUGUGCCACUGCUCUGGACUGUCUGAGCUGGAAAACACAGCGCUUUGCUGUGAGGACACAUGAUAAACCAAGGUUUCCUAUAUCCCCAAAGUGCCAUGGGAUGGUUGAACAAGAGGUGGAAGGGAAUGCUGGAGGUCCAUGGUCCUAUGUCUGCACAGAGCUUUGCAGCUGUAUUCAGACUUCCAAGUUUUGAGCAAAGUUAUCUGCAUGUUUGGAUUAGCAGAAAAAGGAAAGUAUUUCUGAAGUCACUGCUUGGAAAGCAAAAGGAGAGCCAACAAAAUAGCUGCCAUUCCAUGAAUAACAGGAUGUGAGAGUUUCCUCCAGCAGACACUGCUCAUGGCUCCAGGCUGAUGGCCAAGAUCAUGUCUCUACCUAAAUUGGUUUCAGUUU
This is a messenger RNA of Numida meleagris (helmeted guineafowl), 3860 nucleotides long. Its product is annotated as interleukin-15 receptor subunit alpha-like. Gene Ontology annotation, cellular component: plasma membrane. The record is from RefSeq and is a predicted model, not a curated record. Bases 1802 to 2524 code for a protein of 240 amino acids. Gene Ontology annotation, molecular function: interleukin-15 receptor activity. The transcript is spliced from 8 exons. Lineage: Eukaryota; Metazoa; Chordata; Aves; Galliformes; Numididae. Gene Ontology annotation, biological process: interleukin-15-mediated signaling pathway.